GGCACAGCUGAUCGAGGAAACAGUCCUGCGAAAUCUUUGGCUGAGCGAGAACGUAUCAAAGCUGAUAAGAGCCGGCAACCGGUUUUUUGGCCUUCAGAUUUUCAAUUUUUGUGAUAUUUUUAGUUGUUAAAGUGUAAACAUGGAAGUGCUUCCCGUUAGCAACGAAACUUACAACAGUGAGGAAGCAUAGAAUAGCCCAGGAUAUCUUGAGGAUUGCCGAUAAUGAACCCUAUGGGCUUAGGGGGUGCGCCCUCUAUAUUAAUUUUGAGGGCGAAGGCAUCAACAAGAAGCUGGCCACUUUUCGAUGUGAUCCGAGUACCGCGCCCACAUUUGAGGUCUAUCUCACUCUCAAGCAAAGCACUGCUAGUUGGAACAACUUCCUGCCUCAAUUUAUCAAAAAAAUCACCAGAGGCAGUGCCGUAAUGAUUAGUUCGGACUAUCAGCUUCAAUUGAAGAAGCUGUAUAGGUCUUCUCUAUAUUAGAGAGCUCGAUUUCAAAAAAGUUUCAGUGUACCUAGUUAGAAAGACUGAAAUCUAUCACAAUGAUAGAAAGAUUAUAAUAUAUCAUCGCGCAUCCAUGUUUGUUAUAGUUCAUGUGUAUAUCAUUGUUUAUUCUCAUCAUGAGUUUUGGAGCGGUACAAAGUUUGCGGAAGAUCAGCCCAAGGCUUCACUGUUAGCGAUUUGCAAACGUUGAAAUCCGCACAAGAAAAUUGUCUGAAUUGAAAUUUGGGCAACUUUGUAUCGAGUUGUUUUACAUGAAAAUUACUAUAAUAUAUUCUAUGUAAAUCCGAGUGAUAUAAUAUUCGACAAAAGAGGUUAAUUAGAUAUAGAAAAGCAAUAAGAAUUUGUGAAUUUGUGACGACCAAAUCGGGAUUCUAGGGUCACAAAGUCUUCAGUAUGUGAUAACUAAUUUUGUGAUCUUAAACUCUCGAAUAUUCAUCUGAUUUCUGCGAAAUCCGCUGAAAGAUGUGAUAAUUCAUGUUUAAUUUUUUCUUGAUAAUAUUAAUAUUAAUUGUUACAUAUAAGAAAGUUAGUAUUUUGAUUUAUCUUUAUUAACAAUUUUUAUUUUCAUUUUGUGAUAUUAGUUAUUUACACCGUAAAAUACAUCCGAGAGAGGAAUUAACAAAUUUUCGAACGUCUAUCAUGUGUAACAGUAUUCGAUUUGAUAAUUCCCAUUCGGAAACCUAAUUUAAUAGUAAGUUGAUCUCAAUUCAAUUGUGUGGGUCAAAUAUGCGUAGAAUGUGACGAGAAUGUAAUGCUAAGGAUUUUUGUACGUUUUGUAGAUGUAGAUUUGUUUUCUUUUUUAAUCUGUCGCAAGUGUGAUAGUACAGAAUUUUGUACAAGAGCUUUUUUAUAUGGAAAAAAUCUAGAAAAUCUAUAAAAAUAUUAAAAACUUGAUUAUUUUA
Molecule: messenger RNA, 1405 nt
Organism: Dendroctonus ponderosae (mountain pine beetle)
Lineage: Eukaryota; Metazoa; Arthropoda; Insecta; Coleoptera; Curculionidae
Product: protein charybde
Biological process (GO): negative regulation of signal transduction; regulation of TOR signaling; apoptotic process
Cellular component (GO): cytoplasm
Source: RefSeq, a predicted model, not a curated record